CAUCAUAUAUGAUUAUUUGUUUAUUUAUUUAUAUUAAUAAUUAUUAAGAAUAAUAUAGAAUUAAUUUUAUUAUUGUUUUUAUUACCGAUUUUGACGUGACAGAGACGAUUUGAAAUAACUUUCAAUAUGAUGUGGGAUUCCUCAACAUUUUUAGGUGCAUUAACGCCUAAGUUUUACGUAGCCUUAACCGGUACUUCAUCUCUAAUAUCCGGCUUAAUACUUAUAUUCGAGUGGUGGUAUUUUCGAAAAUAUGGCACUUCGUUUAUAGAACAGGUAUCACUGACACAACUGGGGCCAUGGCUCGGUGGAAACAGUUCGCAGGCCACCGAGCCAGAAGGUGGCGAUUGCAAAGUGUGGCGCAAUCCCAUGUCGCUCUUGCGCGGUGCGGAGUACGGCAGGCUAUGGAGCGCUGCACGUCGAGCUCCACUUACCUACUAUGAUAUGAAUCUAUCUGCCCAAGAACACCAGGCGUGGUUCGGUAGCGGGGGAGGAGGCGCGGGUGGCGCGGACGAGGCGUUGGCACGUGCGUGGCGCGAGCGUGAGCCAGCGACGCGAGUUGCGUGCGCGCGCGCCGCUCUCGCGCUUCGUCCCGACUGUGCCGCCGCGCUGCUGCUACUUGCAGAGGAGGAUGCGCCUACCGUACUUGAAGCGGAGCGCGUACUGAGGCGUGCCUGGCGCGCGGGCGAGGCGGCGUGGCGCGCUCUGGCAGCCGCGGGCGCGGCCGGCGCGGCGCGGCGCGAGGCGGCAGUACUCGCGCACGUCAAGCGGCGCGCCGCCAUGUGCGCGCGUCGGCUCGGUCGCCUGCGCGACGCCGCGCGCUUGUUCCGCGAGCUGGCCCGUGACGCGCCACCUGCGCUGCACGCGCUCGCCCUGCACGAGAACCUCAUCGAGGUGCUUCUGGAGCAGCGCGCUUACGCCGAUGUGCAGGCUGUCCUGGCCCGGUAUGAUGAUGUGGGAUUGCCAAGGUCAGCCACGGUGUGCUAUACGGCAGCACUGCUUCGGGCACGCGCUGCUAGCCCGGCGGCGGGUGCGGGUGCGCGUGCGCAUGCUGAAGCGGUAGCUCUCGAAGCUAUUCGCCGCGCCAUCGAAUUCAACCCUCACGUGCCCGAAUACCUGUUGGAAUUACGGCCACUGACGCUCCCACCAGAGCACGUGCUCAAGCGCGGUGAUAGUGAAGCUGUCGCGUACGCAUUUUGGCAUCUCCGGCACUGGCGCGCUGCGGACGGCGCACUGCGGCUGCUGGGCGCGGCGUGGGCGGCAGCAGAGCGGGAGGGUGCAGACGCGGGGGUGGGGCGAGCCGGAGCGUGCCUGCAGUGUGCGGAUCGCGAGCUGUUGCCGGCGCACCACACGCUGUCCGUGUUCCCGCGCCGGCGAGCGCCGGCUCUUCUGCCGCUCGCUGCGGCGCUGUGCGCGGCGACGGCGCUGCUGGCGCUGCUGGCGCACCGCUGGCCGGCGGCGGCGGCGCAGGCUGCGCGGGCAGCGGCGCAGGCGCUCGACCCGCGGCCGCUACUACGCCUACUCACUGCUAUUUGAGCGCCCUCUCCGAGAUUAGUUUUAAAUUAUCAUAUAAUAGUUAUAUGUGUUACGUUCGUGCGUAAUUUAUUUAUUUAUUUCGGUCGAAUUAAGUUUUCUAUAUAUGUAAGUUAAGAUACUGUAAGCUCA
This is a messenger RNA of Nymphalis io (European peacock), 1662 nucleotides long. Its product is annotated as protein ST7 homolog. The transcript has 5 exons. NCBI's taxonomy places the organism in Eukaryota, Metazoa, Arthropoda, Insecta, Lepidoptera, Nymphalidae. The record is from RefSeq and is a predicted model, not a curated record. Bases 127 to 1533 code for a protein of 468 amino acids.